AAUACACACACACGCACGCACGCGCACGCAAUCGAUGGCCCGUAUUCGUCAGCAGCGCCAUCAUCAGCAGCCAGCAGGCGUUUUUCCGCAGAGAGCGAGCUACAGCAAAGAAGUGUCGCGAAAAGACGUCGUCGUCGUCGUCGUCGAUUUCGCUUGAAAAUUUUCCACUCCGUUUUACCAUCCAUCCCCCCACUCCCCCGUACGGAGCACAUCGCGGUGCGCGAACGUGUACGUGUUGUGUUUGUUGCGUUGUGAGCUGCAAUAGUUUUCAGCAAAAGAAAAAUUGCAGAAGAAAGGUGAUCAUCCCUUAAAAUUCAAUCCAAGUACCAGCAAUACAGAGAAGGUGGAGGCAGUGGAAGCUGCUGGUCGUUUUUUUGCAGAAAAGUUUCGCAGGUCAUCGCACCGUGGGAAAAAAGCUAAAAGUCCAGACAGAGGCAGCAGUUUAGCCAUCCGACAGUUCUUCUCAAAAAAAAGGGAAAACAAUACCCUUCCUUCGAUGAACUCAGUGUAUGACUCAAUUGCAGAACAACAUAGCAAGUGAAACGACGACGAUACAAUAGCGGCCAGCACAAUCAAGCUAUUGCCAGCUUGCCGGUAGCAUUUCUUUGCGGGCGCUGUUAAGCCGACUGCUUAAGGGGCGAGACGUCACAAUCGAAACGUCUUUGCUGUGGUGUACUCCGAAAGUGUUUUCUGGUGUGUUUCGUUAGGCAAAUCAGUUGCAUGGAACGCAGCAACUGCUCUACAUCUCGUGUCAAACCUCCUGCGACAAAUCGAUAAAAAGCGACAAAUCGACGACACAGAAAAAAAAAACAGCAAAAGAAGAAGAAAAUAAGCAAAAAAAGAAAAAGAGUAUUACAAUAUUUACGACCCUUGUGCAAUUUUACGAAGGCGGCUCAAUUAAACAGCCGCCCGUAGCGGUAAUAAGGUGUAAACUAACCGUGCAAAACGAAAGAAGGAGUGUGCUCCGCGAGGGAAGCGAAAUUUCGUAGCGAAAUUGAUCGAGUUAAAGCCACUAGUGAAAGUGCAACACAGCCCCCCACACAACAACAGUGAUCGAAAGCGAAAAGUUAAUUGAAUUUAACGAAUAAAAGCGGCUUCUCUGUGUCUUUCUCUCUCUCUUCCCCCCGGUGUAUCGGUUUUUGGGUAGUGUGGUGUGUAGUGUGUCUGCCGGGCGGUAGUGUACGCCUUUGGCAAGUGUGUCGUAAUCGGCUAGUUGGCCUGUGAAAGUGGCCUAGUGUGUGUGUGUGUGGAUCGUGUCCUUCGGGUCGUGUUUCCAUCAGCGAAUCGAUCGGUGGCGGGAAGGAGUAAUUGUAAAGGGAGUGCCACUGCCGACAGCGGGAAGACUCAACGGUAGCAGCAGCGGCAGCACCACGGACCAGCCGGAGGAGGACGUUUUUUAUCUACAAUUAUCAGCAGAUCAAAACAUGAAAAUGGUGUUGUCACAACGGCAGCGCGAGGAGCUUAACCAAGCGAUUGCCGAUUACCUGGGAAGCAAUGGAUACACAGACGCGCUGGAAGCGUUCCGGAAGGAGGCGGACAUGCCGAACGAGAUCGAGCGCAAGUACGGCGGGCUGCUCGAGAAGAAGUGGACCUCCGUCAUCCGGCUGCAGAAGAAGGUGAUGGAGCUGGAGGCGAAGCUGUCCGAGGCGGAGAAGGAGGUGAUCGAGGGCGCCCCGACCAAAGCGAAGCGCACGCCGAGCGACUGGAUACCGCGCCCGCCGGAGAAGUUUGCGCUCGCCGGCCACCGGGCGACGGUCACGCGCGUUGUCUUUCAUCCCGUCUUCAGCAUGAUGGUGUCCGCGUCGGAGGACGCCACGAUCAAGGUGUGGGACUUUGAGACGGGCGAAUACGAGCGCACGCUCAAGGGCCAUACGGACUCGGUACAGGAUUUGGCAUUCGAUUCGCAAGGCAAGCUGCUCGCCUCCUGCAGCUCGGAUCUAUCGAUCAAGCUGUGGGAUUUCCAGCAGACGUACGAGUGCGUCAAGACAAUGCACGGGCACGAUCACAACGUGUCGUCGGUGUCGUUCGUGCCGGCCGGCGACUUCCUGCUUUCCGCGUCCCGUGACAAAACGAUCAAGAUGUGGGAGGUGGCCAGCGGCUACUGCGUCAAGACGUUCACCGGCCACCGGGAGUGGGUGCGCAUGGUGCGAGUAAACGUGGACGGUUCGCUGAUGGCCUCCUGCUCGAACGACCACUCGGUACGGGUAUGGCAGACGAACUCCAAGGAGUGCAAGGCUGAGCUGCGCGAGCACGAGAAUACGGUAGAGUGCAUUGCCUGGGCCCCGGAAUCGGCAGCAGCGGCUAUAAACGAGGCAGCCGGAGCAGACAACAAGAAGGGUGCACACCAAGGCCCAUUCCUGGCAUCGGGAUCGAGAGACAAAACGAUCAGGAUUUGGGACGUCAGCUCCGGCUUGUGCCUGUUUACGCUGGCCGGCCACGACAAUUGGGUGCGUGGUAUCGUGUUUCACCCCGGCGGCAAGUACAUGAUUUCCGCUAGCGACGACAAAACGCUACGCAUUUGGGAUCUACGCAACAAGCGUUGCAUGAAAACGCUCUACGCGCACUCACAUUUCUGUACAUCUUUGGAUAUGCAUAAGUCCCAUCCUUACGUCAUAUCCGGCAGCGUGGACACGACGGUUAAAGUUUGGGAGUGCCGCUAAGUCAAAUCCCCCGACCCGCCCCCGCCGCCGCCCCCUCUCCCGUACACGACGCCACCUGACCAACUAACCCCAACUCUACCCCAGGUUGGCUGGCAGCUUGUUACUUUGUGUGUGUGUGUGUGUGUGUGGGUCCAACGGGAGACUCAUUGGCGCUUUCUGUUUUAUGUUCGCUCUUCGACAAAGCAAAGCAAAUUAAACAACCACAGCCACACCGUAUCGUGGGCCUGGAAGGAUGCGUGGAUUGGCAAAGCAGAAGGACCCACGGACCACAGUUAUCCAGCAUCGGCACCGCAGGCACCGUCAUCACCACUAUCAUCGUCAUCAUCAUCAUCGUGGAUACGUUUUCAUUGCGAUGUGUGCACCUGUGCGCAUGGUUUGUGUUCAGUUUGUGUUGUCGUCCUCUGUUUAGGGUGGUGUAGAAAGUGGGUUUACAAUGAGCGGAGGCAAUGCAAGCAAAACUGUGAAAGAUAGAUGAUACAUGAUAACAAGCGAGAGGGAAAGAGGAGAAUGGGAUGUUUUAGUUCAAUAUUAGUUUACGUUUUGUUCUAUUUUACUCAUAUUGAUCCAAUGAAUAUUGUCAGUGGCGGUACGGAUGUUUAGUAACACACACACAACCUAUCGUUAGCCCAACCUUUAGCGCUGAUUCACGCGUGUUCCUUCGUGCUCCUCCUUCGUAGAGCCGCUGGCUGUUAAACUCUCCAGCAAACCGUUAGCUUUUUCUCUGGGUUUAGACAAACUGGUUAAAAUUGUGAAAACGAGAUAAUGUUUGCAAUUAUUGCUAAAUCAAAAUGCUACACUAAUAGAGUGGAUACACACAACAAUUACACCACCACCCCUUUUGCCACAUCAAAUUGGAAACAGAAAACGCAACUCAUUACGAUAUAAUAAUUAUUAGAGAGCAAAGCAUACACAAAACAAUGACAAAAAAACAUACACAUUUUACAAUUUGUCCAUGCGCUGAUCAAAUGAGGAGGAAAUUUGAAGUAGGUGGUACACGCUGGUGCCCGCUAACAUCCACAAUCGAUGGCAAGGGCAGUACAGCGCAGGCAGGCACGAGUUCAUUUUCACUCCUCGAUUUGCUAGCUAGCGGAAGGUAGAGAAUCCCCAAAAAGCUAACACUCAUGCUUUGAAGAUCGAAAGGAUAAAACAUGUUUCGAACCACCCGGAGUGGAGGUGAAAGCGAAUCCAAAAAGAGGAGAGGCAGUAGCGGAAUAAUGGCAAUUGGUGGCCUGAACAGCGCAGCACAGUGCAAUGCAACUAUCUAUGUGGAAGGAGGGAGGCAAGCAUUAUUAAUAACACAAUAUACUUACGGUUAUCAAAAAGAAAAAUGGGGCACAGUGGGAGGAACAAUAUUGAACGUCAAAUUGAAACAUUAGUAAGAGCGUGGAGCCUAUAGGAGCAGCAGGGCGGGAAAAUGGUGUAGGAUUUUGGGGCAGAAGCAGAAGCAAACAGGCACGCUAAGUCAAGACGGAAGCAGGUCUACAACCUCACCGAACAACAAUGGUCCGCCAGUGCGCGCGCGAGAGAGAGAGUGAGAGCCGCACGAAACACCAGCAAAACCGAAAAAAGCCGCCGACAACGCGUGCGCCACCCCAUCCGUGUGUGCUCUUCCCUGUCGAUUCUUCUCCGACUGCUCCCCGGGUCGUUACAAUGUGGAUCUAUGACUCUUUGGCAUGUAUGAUAGCGCUUUGGCAUUGCCAUUGCUACGAUGUAGUUGUGCAUGGGAGAAAGGUGUUCAUUUAACACCUUUUGUGAGCUUUGGCUCUUGAGUUUUGGAGUUGUAUGAUUACUUACUGGCCAUGCCUGCCUUAUUGGUUGCAUCAUCUAUGCUUAUCACGGUCCAAAGGAACUUGCACCUUAAAAUUGCUACACAUUUUGAUAGUUUUUUUUUUGCAUUCCCCUACUUGUUGGGAGGUGGUUUUCCACCAACUUGCUUGACACUAUUCAAUUGAACAAAACAACAAACUAAAUAAACUGCAUAUCUCUGUUAUCUCUCACGGAGAAAGAUUUGUGGGCCCAUCCCCGGGAAGGGUCGGAUUCGGCAUCGAUCACCCGCCCUCCCCGCGUACACUCGUCCAAUUGCUUCAUCCUUGUAAAAUUGGCUUUGUUUUGUCGAAGGCUGUUUGUACAUAGUGCGAAUAGUAAAGUUUAAUAAGAAUUUUGUUUUAGAAUGAGCUGAACAAAUCAACGCUCUCCCAGUCGUGCCGCGGGUUAGUUUUUAUGUGCGUGUGUGUGCGCGAGAGUUGCAUAAACCAACCUCCCUGUGUGGUGAUGACCCUUUUCGAGCUUUCGAAGGGUUGCCGGGGGGUGCAAACUUUCACGAUUGCUAUUCUUUACAACCGGCACACAAACCCCCCCCCACAGUCCAUAUAAUGUAAAUAUUGUUACUGCACGUAAACAAACACGAACACGUUUUAUACGCAGACCCUGUUGCAGAUGUUGUGUACCAGUCUAGUGCGACAAUUGAUGAUCGAUCGGUCGACUUGGUUGGCAGUAAAAACCGGAGCAAGAAAAGACGGAAGGCAUCGUAUGUGGAUGUGUGUGAGUGUGUCAGUGGCGUGAGUGGUGGUGAUGAUGAGAUGGCCACAGGACAUCACAUGCUACUACCCUCACGCCAUCGAGAAACGGCAACGGUUUUACGGCGUCCGUCAUCGGUGCCGCUCGCUGGAAGCAAGGUGUAAACUGCGGAAAUGUGUGUGAGUGUGUGCGACUUGUUUCAUACUAUUUAAAUUAUUAAAACCUAUUUCUUAAACGCCCUCUUAUAUAAUUGCUAUGGCAAGCGGAAGAAGA
Messenger RNA from Anopheles merus, 5450 nucleotides. RefSeq names its product lissencephaly-1 homolog (gene Lis-1). The record is from RefSeq and is a predicted model, not a curated record. Lineage: Eukaryota; Metazoa; Arthropoda; Insecta; Diptera; Culicidae. Bases 1425 to 2660 code for a protein of 411 amino acids. The transcript has 8 exons. Gene Ontology annotation, molecular function: protein binding.